This is a messenger RNA of Lactuca sativa (garden lettuce), 2328 nucleotides long. RefSeq lists its product as uncharacterized. Lineage: Eukaryota; Viridiplantae; Streptophyta; Magnoliopsida; Asterales; Asteraceae. Gene Ontology annotation, molecular function: protein dimerization activity. The record is from RefSeq and is a predicted model, not a curated record.
AUGUCUAUUGUUGAAUCUGUUGUGGAUACAUUGUUAACUUCAGGUUGUGGAUACGGAUUGCUAAUCUCACGGAUUACUAAUCUCAGUUUAAAUAUGUUUCCUAGAAAACAACCAUCUGGUGCUCAAAAUAGGAAACGAAAACGAAAAGAACAGGAUCUUACUAAUAAAUUACAAGGAUCUUUAAAUAAGUAUCUUGUUAGAAAUGAAAAUAAUGAUGAAAAUACUAAUGAUGUUGAAACUAAUGAUUUUGUUGAUAAUUCUAAAGGUCCAAUUGAAACUUCUAAUGAACCUAUUGAAAAUUCUAAUGAUCAUGAAAAUAAUGAUUUUGUUGAUAAAUCUAGUGAUAUUAAUAUUUUUGAUCCAAGGGUAUGGGAUAAGUUAGAUUUUAAAAUGAAAGAUUUGCUUGUAGAAAAAUGGCCUAUUAGGGAAAUUGAAAAUAACAAAAUUUUUCCAAAAGAUGCACUAGGUAGACAUUUUUCUUGUGAAUUUUAUAUUCGUAAAUUAAAGAAUGGUGAUUCUUAUGAUAGAAAGUGGUUGGUGUAUUCAAAAGAACUUGAUAAAGUGUUUUGUUUUUGUUGUAAGUUAUUUAAAACAGCUAGAUCUAGAAGUAAUUUGGCAACCGAAGGAAUUAAUGAUUGGAAACAUCUUAGUGAAAAAUUAAAUGAACAUGAACAUAGUUCUGAACACAUGAUUAAUUUAAAAACUUGGACACAAACACGACUUAGGUUAAGGAAAAAUGAAACAAUUGAUAAAGAGUUACAAGAAAGAAUAAAAAAAGAUACUCAACAUUGGAAAGAAGUUUUUGUAAGAAUUAUUGCUGUUGUAAAAUGUUUAGUUGAAUAUAAUUUGGCUUUUCGUGGAACUAAUGAAAAAAUAUAUGAGAAAUCUAAUGGUAACUUUUUAGGUGUACUUCAAAUGAUUGCUGAGUUUGAUCCAAUAAUGAAACACCAUUUUCAACUUAUUCAAGAUAAAAAAAAAAGUCACUUUCAUUACAUUAGUCAUAAAAUUCAAAAUGAAUUAAUUGAAUUGUUGGCAUCCGAAGUUAAAAGUGCAAUUAUUAGAAAAAUAAAAAAAGCAAAAUAUUUUUCGGUAAUUCUUGAUUGCACUCCGGAUGCAAGUCGUAAAGAGCAAAUGACUUUGAUUAUUAGAUGUGUUGAUGUUGCAAAUGUUCCAAUAAAAGUAGAAGAGUUUUUUUUAGAGUUUUUAAUGGUAGAAGAUACAUCCGGUUUAGGACUUUUUAAUGUUUUACAAAAUGCUUUAAAAUCUCUUGACUUGGAUAUUAAUUGUAUUCGAGGACAAGGAUAUGAUAAUGGAGCAAAUAUGAAAGGCAAACAUCAAGGUGUACAAAAAAGAUUGCUUGAUAUAAACUCAAUAGCUUUUUAUAUGCCUUGUGGAUGUCAUAAUUUAAAUUUAGUUUUGUGUGAUAUGACAAACUCUUGUCAUAAAGCUAAAACAUUUUUUGGUACUUGUCAAACAAUAUAUAAUGUUUUUUCUAGCUCCACACAUAGAUGGAGUGUUUUACUUGACCAUGUAGAUGAGUUAACCCUAAAAUCAUUGUCUACUACUCGUUGGGAAAGUCACAUUGAAAGUGUUAAAGCAAUAAAAACUCAACUUUUUCAAAUAAAAGAAGCAUUAACAAAUUUAGCUCAAGUGAGUGAUGAUGGUAAGGUUUGUAGAGAUGCAGAAUCAUUAGUAGAUGAAAUAAUUUGGGAAAAUGGGUUUGACACUGCUAUUAAUGAGGCUAAAAACAUAGCAGAAAAUAUUGGAGUUGAACCAAAAUUUCCUAUCAAACGUGUUUAUAGUAGAAAAAAACAAUUUGAUGAAGUUCCAAAUACUGAAAGAGAACAACAAUCAUCUCAAGAAAAAUUUAGAACUGAUUAUUUUAUUGUUAUAGUAGAUAUGGCUCUAACUCAAUUGAGAAGUAGAUUUGAGCAAAUGCAACAUUUUGAAUCUAUUUUUGGAUUUUUGUUUGAUGGUUCAAAGUUAAAAUCUUUACUUGAUGAUGAAUUAAAAAAAUGUUGUAAGAAACUUGAAACUAGUUUGACAAAUGGUGAGGAACUUGAUAUUGAUGGAAAAGAUUUAUUUAUUGAGUUACAAGUUUUGCAGGAAAUGUUGCCGGAUGAAGCAUAUAAAGGUGAACUUCCUUGGACAGCUAUUCAAAUUAUGGAGUUUGCAAAGGGGAUGGACAUGUUUCCCAAUGUGUUGGUGGCAUAUAAGAUUUUGUUGACGGUACCGGUCACAGUUGCUUCCGCGGAAAGAAGUUUUUCGAAAUUGAAGUUAUUGAAGUCAUAUCUUCGAAGUACCAUGACUCAAGAAAUAUUAAAUUGA